AGUGGGUUUGCGUACGAGCAGUGUGACAGACUACGGACGGUUUCGGUGGGUUCCACUGCUGACACACCAUGUGAUUUCACCUCUGUCAAGUCUGUCCUUCAGUCUUCGGGUUGGCUGUUCGUCUCGGCCCCGCCGGUGGACUGCACGGGUGAGCACACAUGGGAGAAGAGGAACAGGCUGAGUGGGUUUUUAUGGAGUCUGGCUGUCCUUGUGUCUGACGCUGGAGCUACAGGUAAAACCUCUUUGCCUCUAAAUGUAGCUGCAAUCAGGUCAGAGUUCAGCUCCUGUCUUAUACAAGAAAACAGCACAUUUAUUUUGAGAUAGAACAUGUUCUUUAAAGUAUUUUUUAAAGUGAUUUCCCAGGUUUGCCAAAUGUGAUAUUAAUGUGACCUCCCUAAUGUGACCUCCCCAGUGGGGGCUUUGAACAAGUUGAGGGUAAGCUCGGUUACAGGAAGUGAACAAAAAAACAUGACAUUAGUUAUCCAAAGAAGAUCAUAUAGAAUAGCCUAAAUGUGUUUUUCUUGGAGAGGGGAUGAGGGGAUGUCCAGUGUUAGACUUUGAAAACCCCUAAAUGUCGGAAUAAACAAAAGAAAACUACACUUAGCGGUAGUGUGCCUGAACAUUUAAGGUUUGUUCAUUUGUUCUGAACUACAGAUAUUUAUGGGCCAAAGUGAAGCUCAAGUGCACAGUUUUAACUGGUGCUCUUAGACAAAAGAUUGGAGGGGGGAGGGGGGGGGUCACCACAAUAAUUUGCAUGUUUAACAUUUACUAAUUAGCCUAAACACAAGGAGGAUGUGGUAUUAUCAUUAUCAUUAGUGUUGCAGGUACUUUAUUCCUGUCUACAGUGUCACUGCACACAUCUUCAGCCAUCAUUAGCAAUCUGCACCAGCAUGAGGAGAUGUCGUCUAGUGGAGACCUGCAGUGAAGUCCAGGCAGAGGAGACCAACAAGGGGACAAAGCAGAGAAGGAGGCAGUGCAGGUUCCCUGUGGGGACAACCGGCCUGCAGGAAGCGGUGCCAUGCAAGAAGCGACAUCAGAAAGUGGACUAGAGCCGGUCCAGAGGGAGGAGAAAGCGAGAGAGAAAGCGAGAGAGGGGUUUCCCCACAUGUCUGUCAACCAGGAACUCCGGGACAGAGGGUCAGAAGCAUCAGGUGCAGCCGGCCUGAGGUCCUUCCCCAGGGGCUUGCCGACCUGCUCCUACCCAGGCAGGGACCGGCAGCGGCAGGCAGAGGAGCCCCGGGGUGCUGGGCCUUUCUAUUUCAUUGGAGGAGCCAAUGGGGCUGAAAUAGUGAGCAGUUACUGUGAGAGCAGAGGAUGGAAGAGGAUUUACAACAUACACAGGGAGGAUGUUAAACUCAAGUGGUGUGAGAGCAAAUCACCAGCCACCUACUGUAACUUCAGAGAAGGGGAACAGCUGGUGUACCAGAUUCCCAACAACAAGGUGCUCACCACUAAGAUCGGCCUCCUCAGCAGUCUGCGGCAGUAUGAGCGAGUCAGCAGCAAAGUCAACCACGGCAAAGCACUCAGGUUGAAGCUGAAAAUGGAGGAGUUUAUUCCCACAACCUUCCGCAUGGACGUGAGGGAAGAGAGGGAGGCUUUCUUUGCCCAGCAGGAAGGUGUGAGCAACAAUGAGAGUCACAUGUGGAUCUGUAAGCCCACGGGUCUGAACCAAGGCAGAGGAAUCUUUCUGCUGAAGAGCCAGGAGGACAUGGCCGCCUUCAGACUGAACCUGCAGCACACGGAGGACAGCCAGGCCAACGGGAGGACGCUCCACCACCGGCCUCAGGCUCGCGUUGUCCAACAUUACAUCCAGAGGCCGCUGCUCCUGAAAGGGAAGAAGUUUGACGUGCGCUCCUACCUCCUGAUCGCCUGCACCGCACCUUACGUGGUCUUCUUUCGCCAUGGAUAUGUGCGACUGACCUGUGACCUCUACGACCCCAGCUCCAACAACCUGUCUGCCCACCUGACAAAUCAGUGCGUGCAGAAGAAGAACCCUCUGUACAGCCAGCUGAAGGAGGACACGGUCUGGUCCAUGGAGAGAUUCAACACCUACGUCAAUGAAAGCUUUCGGGUUCCCAAGGGUCUGCCCAGGGACUGGGUGCUGGGCGCCUUCACAAUGCGCAUGCAGCAGAUCAUGACCCAGUGCUUCUUGGCAGUCAAAUCCAAGUUAGACUGCCGACUGGGCUUCUUUGACUUGAUUGGCUGCGACUUCAUGGUCGAUGAGGACUUCAAGGUUUGGCUGUUGGAGAUGAACUGUAAUCCAGCGCUCCACACGAAUUGUAAAGUGCUGGAGGAGGUGAUACCCGGCAUUGUUGUGGAGACGCUGGAUUUAACGCUGGAGAUCUUUAACAAGUGUCGUGCCAAUCAGAGGAUUCUUCCGUUGGCCAGUCAGAGGGACUUCGUGCUGCUUUACAACAGAGUUUUACCUCCGGAUUCAGCGCUGGUCUGCAGCAAGAGCAACACAAACAGGGAAUUCAGCCGGAAAAGAACCCAAAAGACUGAGCCCAAAAGACGCGGGUCAGAGGGCAACAUUGUGCCCUCAUCAUCCCCUGAAAGGGGGAAUGUAUCAGCAAGUGGGGAAGGAAGAGGUAGUUCAAAGUAUGGCCAGUGUCCCCCCACCUCCACAGCCCCCUCACGUUUCCAUCAAGACUCUCCAUCAGUGCAGGGACCUUCACGUUUACACAGCAUACAGACUGCGAGGACCAAGAAUCCCAGGACUCGGGUUGAACUCAAGCUGAGCAAAUGUGGCGUGCAUCAUUAUUCAAAAGCUGCAGGCGUCGUGAAGGACUCAAAGGCUCAUCGGGAGACGAUAAUUAUGUCGCUGUCGUCACAAGGGAUCACUGCUUGUGGCUUUCCGGAGACCACGAUACCGGUCCCUCCUCAUGCCGCGUGGAAAAGAACGUGAAGAAGAGCGAAAAAAGAAAACAGCUUUGUUUAUGAGACAGAAGAGUAACAGCGAGGAGGAUCUGAAGAGCUUUGCCUACAUUUAAUGAUCACCGUGUUGGACAUCUGGGGAUAUUUAAUAUUAUUUUAUAAAAUCACAUGGUUCCUACCGGUCUUCAAAAUUCUUGGAAGUUUGUGCAUUUGAGGGGAAAGAAAUGGAUAUCUGAAAAAAGGUUUUUGUAAAUAAACGUAGAUGUGGGUCAUUGAAAGUGCUUGAAUUGGUUAUUCACGAUUGAAAAAGAGAAGAGAAAUAUGUCGCUCACACAAUACUGUAUAUUGUUUUGCUAUUCUGUGUUGGUGAAGACAAGAGACCACAUAGUCUGCCAUCACUGUAACGCAGUCCAAUUGAAGUGUUAGCACAUUUCAGCCUUUCUCUCUAUUAAGUUGUAGCCUGUGAGGUCAAACCUGCUACUCCUCAUGAUGUUAUAACAGUAAUUGACCUUGACCCGUGCCAUUUGGAAUUGGAAUUGGAAAUCCUUAAAAAGUAAUUGGGCCUCAUUCACAAACUCUCUGCCUAAACUGUGUGUAUAAAAUAAUUUAUGGUCAAAUCUGGGAUUCAUCAAUAUUUUCUUCCUUAAAUUUCUUCUAACUCUGGGAACAAAUUUAGAACAUCCUCAGACCAUAUUUGUCUUAAUGUCAACACACACCUUUAAAAUAAAUGCAUCUCAUGUUAAUACUGCAUGAAUUAACACAAGCUUCACAGA
Cyclopterus lumpus (lumpfish) is the source of this 3647-nucleotide messenger RNA. RefSeq names its product tubulin tyrosine ligase-like family, member 10 (gene ttll10). Gene Ontology annotation, biological process: protein modification process. NCBI's taxonomy places the organism in Eukaryota, Metazoa, Chordata, Actinopteri, Perciformes, Cyclopteridae. The transcript has 11 exons. The record is from RefSeq and is a predicted model, not a curated record. Bases 1019 to 2905 code for a protein of 628 amino acids.